Molecule: messenger RNA, 741 nt
Organism: Peromyscus leucopus (white-footed mouse)
Lineage: Eukaryota; Metazoa; Chordata; Mammalia; Rodentia; Cricetidae
Product: thymosin beta-10-like
Exons: 1
Coding region: 298-432 (44 amino acids)
Biological process (GO): actin filament organization; regulation of cell migration
Cellular component (GO): cytoplasm
Molecular function (GO): actin monomer binding
Source: RefSeq, a predicted model, not a curated record
UUCCAAAAGAACCCUGAGCAAAGGGCUAAGAGCAGAGCAGGGGUCAGAGCUCAGUGGCCAGGGGCGGAAGCAAUCCUGCAGGUUUAGGAUACCUACACAACUAGAUGAUGGGCAUCGACCAGAAACAAUGAACUCAAGGCAGGCGACCUGUUUGGAAAAUCCAAACAGCCUUAGAAAACAAUUCAGAAGAGCACCUGAAUUCUACAAAUAAAGGAGUCAAGCCCUGGCUCCCCAGCUGUCACACACAGCCAGAGGUGAACGAAAGGAACUCUAACCAGAGGGGAAAGGUCCGGUAAGAUGGCAGACAAGCUGGACAUGAAGGAAAUCUCCAGCUUCCAUAAGGCCAGGCUGAAGAAAGCUCAGAUGCAGGAGAAGGUCACCAUGCCGACCAAAGACUCCCUUGAGCAGGAAAAGAGAAGUGAAAUUCUCUAAAAGCCUAGGCCAGGGGAUUUCUCCACCCCACCCCAUCGUCUCCGAGACCACCUGGUGAUGUGGAGGAAGAGCCCCAUGCAAGAUGAAUGCGAGCCCCAAGCUGCAGCUCCCUUAGCCUACAGUUAUGGUGAGAGAGGCCACACCUUCUUAGAACAAUCUGUCAUACGAGAUAGACAAAAGUUCUGUGUUCUCUCGACAGAUGAGAUCAUAGCAUUGGGGGAACGAUUCUGUAGCUGUACGAAGUCAACCCCACAAUUUAUCUUCGGGGAAGAUAAAUACCAAACAAUAAGAAGUGGUUAGUAGACUACA